AUGGCCAAGUUCUCCUUUGACGACGCCGACGAAGACCCUCCGGCCUUCUCUUCCGAGGGCGAAAAGAGAAAGCGCGAAGACGGCCCAGCCGAAGCGGCGGCCGGCGGAGGAUCUUCGAAGGCUCGAAUUUUGGCGGUCGAGGGCGAAGAGCAGGAUGGAAGCGCGGUGGUAGGGGCGGCGAGGGCUGAAGGGAACGACCGUAAUUUGGAGACGGUCGUUGGCGGAGAGGCUGACGGGAUUAGUGUGCGCAUCGACCCGGAUGUGCUUGAUUGCUCCAUCUGCUUCGAGCCCCUCCAACCGCCCCUCUACCAGUGCCAAAAUGGCCAUGUAGUGUGCUUUUCCUGCUGGUCUAGGCUCACCAACAAAUGCCACAUUUGUUCUCGUGAUGCUAACUUUGUACGAAACAUUGCACUGGAGAAGGUUGUUGAGUCAGUUAAGUCAUCCUGCUCAUAUGCCAAAUGGGGCUGUAACAAGUUGGUCAGCUAUGCAUGCAGAAAUGCUCACGAAGAAUCCUGCCUUUACGCUCCUUCAAUGUGUCCUAUUCCUGGUUGUGGGUACAGAGGAUUCACUGGAUGGUGGUCAGUACAUUUCCUUACAAACCAUAAUAGUGAUGGGCUGCGCUUCUCCUAUGGUCAGUGUUUCAAAGUGAGUUUGGAAAUGUCAGUUCCUUUUCUGGUUCUUCUAGCAGAGGAUGAUCACCUAUUCAUUUUCAUCAACAAGAACGUGGUUCCCUUUGGCCAUGCGCUUUCAGUGUGUUGCCUUAGGACUGGCAAUCUGAAUUGGAAUUUCUUCUAUGAAAUGAGAGCAACUAGUAAUGGAAACACUGAAAACAGUCUGCAAUUGAAGGCUUCUGUCACAGAUACGAGGGAGUGGCAAGGUCUCAAUCCUACAGAAGCUUUCCUUUUGGUUCCAUAUGCCUUCAGCAAAGCUAGCAAACUUACACUAAAUGUCUCUAUUGAGAGGGUUGCUGAUGCGAGGUGA
Messenger RNA from Miscanthus lutarioriparius, 981 nucleotides. The record is from the annotation of a GenBank genome assembly. NCBI's taxonomy places the organism in Eukaryota, Viridiplantae, Streptophyta, Magnoliopsida, Poales, Poaceae.